AUGGAUUCUUCAUACCGACGAAUGAAAGAUAAAUUAUUAUCAGACACGAUACCAGUGAGCGAUCAAGAUUCACAUGAACCAACGAUUCGCAAAAGAACAUUGACUCGUCCACGAAGUGAACCAUCACUUUGCAUUGAUUCACAAUCAAAUACAUACAGUCGAAGUCUAUAUCGUCUAUCUUACAACGAUCUUCGUGAUCAAACCGAUGAUCUAAUCGAUACAGUUUUCGAAGUUCCAACCAAAUGUGUUGAACAAGCGAAAGAAGUGGGUAAACUUGUUGUUCAAUACGUCGUCGAUCAUAGUCAUCUUCCACAUUGGUUGCUCGACAAUGAAUUUCUCAUCUCCGGACAUCGUCCACCAAUGCCAAGUUUCAAACAAUGUUUUGCAUCGAUCUUUCGUCUUCAUACGGAAACAGUGAACAUCUGGACACAUUUACUCGGAACUCUAUUUUUCAUCGUCAUUGCUAUAUACUUCACCACUCGCCCAUCGACCGAAGUUCAUAUGGAAAAGAAAUUAAUUUUUGGUGCAUUCUUCCUGGGUGCUAUUAUUUGUUUACUAUGUUCGACAUUAUAUCAUACACUUUACUGCCAUUCACCGAAGAUUUCCAAGUUUUUCAGCAAGCUGGAUUAUUGUGGAAUCGCGAUCUUGAUCAUAGGAUCAAUUGUUCCACUACUUUACUAUCAGUUCUAUUGUGAAUUCGGUACAAAAGUGGCGUAUCUAACACUGAUUGGAAUAUUGGGAGCCGGAUGUAUAGUUAUAUCAAUGUGGGACAGAUUCUCUUCGUCGGAAUAUCGAGUCUAUAGAGCUUUGCUAUUUAUUACAUUCGGUGUGUUCGGUUUUAUACCUACAUGCCACUACAUUAUACGUUUUGGCAUUAAACAUGCUUUUACAACCGGCGCUACUCAAUAUUUAUUAUUAGUAGCUGCACUUUACGUGACUGGUGCUUGCAUUUAUGCUGCACGAAUUCCCGAACGAUUAGCACCCGGUGCUUUCGAUAUCUGGUUUCAAAGUCAUCAAUUAUUCCACAUUUUCGUUGUCGCUGCAGCCUGUGUUCACUAUUAUGGUAUUUGCGUGCUAUCGUAUAACCAAACGAAUUAUUUUGGUGAUUGUCGAAAUAUCCUUAGCCCAAAUACAGCACCUAUGGCUGCAAUGAUGGCACUUAUCAAUUUGUGUUUCACUGUUCUAUAUCAAAGAAAUAUUCUAAUUUCUUUGUUGAAAAUACAUUCCAUAUAG
Messenger RNA from Adineta ricciae, 1233 nucleotides. NCBI's taxonomy places the organism in Eukaryota, Metazoa, Rotifera, Eurotatoria, Adinetida, Adinetidae. The record is from the annotation of a GenBank genome assembly.